Messenger RNA from Chara braunii, 2228 nucleotides. The record is from the annotation of a GenBank genome assembly. NCBI's taxonomy places the organism in Eukaryota, Viridiplantae, Streptophyta, Charophyceae, Charales, Characeae.
CCGAUGGGUAUUUGCAACGCCCCUGCGACUUUUCAGCGGGCCAUGAACAUGGCUUUUCAGAAUUUCGUACGGAAGACUCGUCUGAUGCAGAGCAUCAUCAACUACUGCGUGAUUGUGUACAUGGAUGACAUCCUGGUGUAUUCGAGUUCCUACGAGGGACACGUGCAACACAUCGAAUGGGCACUGCAUGGGUUACGAGAUGCAGGUUUCAAGGUGGCGCUUGAGAAGUGUCAGUUUUUCCUUACCACCAUUUCCUUCCUGGGGCACAUGGUGACAGACAAGGGACUCCAACCGGAGCCGCAGAAGGUGGCAGCAGUCAGUGACGCGCCGGUGCCUACGACUAUCACGCAAGUUUGCGCCUUUCUAGGCCUAGCCUCGUAUUACCGCAGAUUUAUCAAGGUCUUCGCGACGAUUGCGGGACCCCUCACAAAUCUGUUGCGCAAGGAUCAGUCGUUGAUCUGGACGUCGGAGUGCGAUCAAGCGUUUUCCAAACUCAAGGCUGCUCUCAUUUCGGCUCCGGUCCUUAUAAGACCGGAUCCCGAAAAACCUUUUGUUCUCAUCACCGACUGGCAGCCAGAGGCGAUUUCGGCGAUCCUUGCCCAGGUGGGACCAAGCGGACUCGAGAGUGUGGUGGAGUAUGCAUCCAAAUCAGUGCCCGCCUGCAAGCACAACUACGCCGCUCCAACGGGUGAAUGCUAUGCGGCCCUCUGGGGAAUCAGCCACUUUCGUGCUUACCUGUACAACCGAAAAUUCACCCUGGUGACUGAUCAUGAGCCCCUGUUGGCUCUGAAGAAGUCGAAGGAUUACUCGGGCAUGAUCGAGCGAUGGGCAACGGUGUUGCAGAGCAUGGACUUUGACAUCCGCCAUCGGAAGCACGAGAGACACGGGAAUGCGGACGGACUGACACGCCUGCACCGACCUGAGAAAGUUCCGAAGAAUGAGGAGGUAAUUCCGUGGAACGAACCCGAACAGGAGACCGGACCUCGGUACGGCCAGGUGGAGAUCUUAUCAAAGCAUUCAUCGGCGAGCAGGUCCCAAGACGAGCCACAUCACCACGGUGGCGACAUUCACCGGCGACAUCAGCUCGGUCAAUCUGUUGUGGCAUACGCAAUCUUGGCCUCGUUGCGCGAGUGGAUGGAGCAAGUGUCCAACGUGUGGCAGCACGUCCUCGCCCGACAGGGGUAUAACAUCAUCCCGAUCUUUGCAUCGGACCUUGACGUCCCUCUUAUCAAUCCUGGACAUUGGCGACUGUGGCGCGAAACUUUUGAGGAGCUGUCCUUCUGCUUGGCCAGAGUACAGGUGACGUGGACGGGCACUAGCGAGCAUCCCACAUGGAUCGAGAAUCCGAAGCUGCUGAUCAUACAGACUUGGAGGACCAACGCGGAAGGAGAUCUUCUUGGCUUUCUCUUCGGAUCGGUACGGUCGGGACGACGCCACCUGAUUGCGCAAGAGCUUAUCGCACCGAUUGUACAAUUGGCGGACGAUCUCUCGCGCGACAUCUAUUUUCAGAGUGACGACAAUCCUGCUCCGUACAUUUUCGAGCGAUCAUUGGAUCCGUACCUUCAGUGGACUGCGUGCUUGGAGGAACCUAGGGACGAGGAUACGCUACCAUCGCGGCAGGAGUAUCUGAAGCCAUACGAGAUCAUCCCUCACGCCUUCUAUCCGAUGGCAGAGGAAAUGGUGAUCGACGGCGAAGACGAAGAAGAAGACGACGACGACGAAAAAACAUCGGAGGAGGGAAGCUAUAGUGAACAUAGCGAGGGCGAGCUGAGUGAGAAGGGAGAGGAAGAAGAAGGGACCAGGUCCGAGUGGGAAGCCUUGCUGGAGGAAGCAACGUGCACGGGAACGGAGGCGGAAGAUCCGGAAGCGGCGCGAAAGCGUGAAGAAAUUGCCACCAGGAAGCGCCAGCUGGAGUUCGCCAGCGAAGCUAGCCUGCGCAUCAGUAGCGAUCCAACCAGGGAUCCAGAGCUGCCAAAGCCCAAAGAUGGCGACCCUGCAGCCGCCACCUCAAGUAUCGCGCGACGGAGACGGAGCCGAUCCUCCUCCUCCUCCAGCCCCACCCGUCCCCCAAUUCGCCCACGUACCGAUGCGGGCGAUAGGCCUUCGUCCUCGGACGUUGUCCCGCCGACCCCUUGAUUUCCUCACCCUCGAGCAGACCCGUACCCCAGUCACCUUCCCUUCCCAUCCCUUCCAUCCCCAUCUCUUCCGCGACUUCUAUUCUACCCGUC